AUGGCGGCUCGAAAUCCGCUGCAUGCUGAUCUGGUUUGGAGGCGGAGCCUGGAGAAGGAGCUCGAUGCAUGGUGUCUCCAGCAGCUAGGAAUCACAAGACAUGAUUCUUUGGAGACCCUGAGGAAGACCAAGGAGCCCCCAUUGCCCAAGAUGCCAGCAGUGGGGCAGGAGGUAGUCAUCCAAGGCUCCCGGUGCAGGCCUGAGCUCAACGGACUUCGAGCCGAAGUGCUGGAUGAUAGUAUAGACAAGGCUGGGCGGGUGACGGUGCGCGUCUUCCGCCCAAGCGACGUGAAUCGCGAGGGCAAGGGAUCACGAAGGAUGCAAAUCCGGGCUACGCAUCUGGAAUCGAGACGAUCCGCCCCCUCCUUGUCGGCAGCGGGUGCUUCUGCAGCCUAUGUGGGCUCCCAGGCUCCACCCUCCCGGUCUUGA
Symbiodinium pilosum is the source of this 429-nucleotide messenger RNA. The record is from the annotation of a GenBank genome assembly. NCBI's taxonomy places the organism in Eukaryota, Dinophyceae, Suessiales, Symbiodiniaceae.